AUGGCAGAAGUUGUCGCCAAAUUACGCAAGACACGUGGAUACGUGAAGGCGAAACUUACGAGAAUAAGAACACAAACGUCACAAAUCAUCGACGACAAAGGCAGACUCGACAAAGAGGAAGCUGAAACAAGAUUGGAAAGGUUAGAGGAAAUCUAUCGAGAAUUUGAGCAUGUUCAACAACAGUUGUUAGAACGAGUAGACGACCUCUCCGAGGAGGACACGGCGGAGGAAAAAGCCUUUGAACAAAAAUAUUUUGAGGUAAAGUCAUUAUUAAAGCGUUUUACAAAGGUGCCUUCAGAAGGUACUGAAUCUAGUAGCACAAAUGCUAUCGUGCAAUUGUUGCAACAACAAUCUGAAAUAAUUUCGCAAAUAGGGCGUGGCACACAAAACGAGGUGUCAGCCAACUCACCGUCAAUUGAAAACGAAACGUUAUCGGCCAUACUGUCACGUCAAACAAAGAUUCUCAAUCGUGUGGCUAUGAACGCAAAUUCAACUAACCCAGACACUAGAGUCAAGUUACCUACAAUUAAACUUCCGCGUUUUGAUGGAAAAAUAGAAGAAUGGAAAUGUUUUAGCGAUAGUUUCCGUUCAAUAAUACACGAUAAAGCUAACUUAUCAGAUAUUGAAAAGUUUCAAUACUUGAUUUCGUCGAUUUCGGGCAACGCCGCGAAAAUUAUAGAGUCUAUAGAGAUGACAAGUCAAAAUUACAGAACGGCUUGGGAAUUGUUAGAGCAAAGAUACGAUGACCCAAAGUCGUUAAAAAAGAAGCACAUACAAUGUUUAUUUUCAAUACCUGUGGUAGCAAAGGAAUCCGCGAGGAUCCUUCGAGAGCUAAUUGAUUAUACUUCCAGACAUUUGCGAGUUUUGAAGGUGUUAGGUUUGCCCACUGAUUCUUGGGAUGAACUCAUAUUACAUAUGCUAAAAAACAAGGUUGAUACAAGGACUCUUCGUGCAUGGGGAGAGGAGAUAGAGACAAAUGACAAUCCAAGGCUAGUCGACAUGAUGGAAUUCUUAAAACGAAGAUGUCAAACCAUAGAGCGAAUCGAAUCUAGAGUAAUCGAAAAAACAGAACGCACUAACAAGGACGGUGAUCAGAGAGGUAAAGGUGCCGUAGUGACUGGUACAAAACCAAAUUCUUCUGCAAGGAGUGAGGUUAUUAAAAAGACGACUCUAACCACCGCAUUAGAGUCAGCUUUAUUCAUACCUGAUCGUAUCAAAGAGGUCAAACGAUUAUGGUUAUGCUUGAACUGCCUAAAAAAUGAUCAUUACAUCAAGACGUGUAAAUGUGGUCCUUGCCGUGAAUGUGCCAAAAAACACAACACGUUGUGUCACAUGUCACAAAUGGAAAGGGUUUUGCCAGCUGAACCAGAGCCGUCAAUUGAUUCAACAGGUUCAGAGUCUCAGUCAGAAACAAAUAAUAGAACAAUAGCCAAUAAUGUAAGCGUUCAUCAUUCUUCAAGUGGUGGACAGAGACGUCUCAUGGCUACAGCAGUGGUUGAAGCGACUCAACGCAAUGGUAACACCAUACCCGUCCGCGUACUGCUUGAUAGUGCAAGCGAAGCUAACUUCAUUACAAAACAUACGCACAAUAGAUUAGGAUUAAAAUGCGAUAGAGUAUCAGAAGUUAUCUCUUGUCUAAAUGAGAUAGAGAAUAAGAUUCAUAGUUCAUGCGAUGUACAAAUCAAGUCCAAACAUUCUAGCUUUCAGUUAAACGCUCAAUGUUUAAUCGUAUCUAAAAUUACCAAAUACUUGCCAUCCGUAGAAAUAGAUCAUAAGAAAUUGCAAAUUCCAAACAAUCUCAAUUUAGCCGAUGCUGAGUUCUUCAAACCUGGCGCAAUAGACAUGCUACUCGGCGCAGAAUAUUUUUAUGACUUAAUGGAUAAUGGGAAAAUUGAACUAGGAGAACAUCAAUUAAUUUUGCAAAAUACUAAACUAGGGUGGAUAAUUGCUGGUUCAAUGCAGUCUGACACAUCAAAGAAUCAAGUUUGCAAUUUGAAUUCCUUAAGAGUAAUGAUAUGUUCACUAAAUCCCGAGGAGUCAUUAAAUAAUAAUUUAGAGAAAUUUUGGAAGCUAGAAGGUUACGACGAUGAAAAACAAAUUACAUCUGUCGACGAAAAACGUUGCGAAAAACUUUUCGAACAAACUACCGCGCGAUCAAGCGAUGGGAGAUUUAUAGUCAGAUUGCCAUUCCGUGAAGGGAAUAAGCCUAUCGGUAACAAUAGAGGCAUAGCUUUAAAACGACUAAAUCAAUUAGAACGUAAGUUCAAAGGCGACAACACAUUUCAUGACAGAUACAUUAAUUUCAUGCAAGAAUACGUUAAGCUAGGACACAUGUCUAUUGCGAAUGAACCUAUUAUUGAUUCAGAAAACAUUGUUUACCUACCGCAUCAUGAAGUAGUUAAGGAAUAA
This is a messenger RNA of Solenopsis invicta (red fire ant), 2409 nucleotides long. RefSeq lists its product as uncharacterized. The record is from RefSeq and is a predicted model, not a curated record. NCBI's taxonomy places the organism in Eukaryota, Metazoa, Arthropoda, Insecta, Hymenoptera, Formicidae. The transcript has 2 exons. The coding region runs from base 1 to 2409 and encodes 802 amino acids.